This is a messenger RNA of Salvelinus namaycush (lake trout), 1454 nucleotides long. Its product is annotated as myocilin-like. Gene Ontology annotation, cellular component: Golgi apparatus. The transcript is spliced from 5 exons. Bases 1 to 969 code for a protein of 322 amino acids. The record is from RefSeq and is a predicted model, not a curated record. Lineage: Eukaryota; Metazoa; Chordata; Actinopteri; Salmoniformes; Salmonidae. Gene Ontology annotation, biological process: osteoblast differentiation; signal transduction.
AUGGCUAACUGUGGUAGCAAGGCAGAUGCUGGUGUUCUCUCUCACCUGGUAUCCAGUGCUGGAAGACAAGGGGACACUGGCAGUUUGAGAGACCCAGCAUGGCGGUAUGAUGGCAAUGCAGGGUUCCAGGAGUUGAAGGCUGAGGUGACUGAGGUUCCUGCUCCUAGUACUGAGGACAGCACAGGCUGUGGGGAGUUGAUAUCAAUAGGAGAGCCAGUGUCCCAUCGUAAGGCUGAUAGUAUAGCUGGUAAAUAUGGGGUGUGGAUGCAGGAUCCGGAGGCUGUGGCGCCCUACGGAGGGAAGAUGGUGUGGCGCAUCGAUACAGUGGGGUCAGAGGUCAGACAGCUGUUUGGUUACGAGGACAUGGACCAGCUCUCUAAAGGCUACCCCUCAAAGGUGUUGCUGUUGCCGGAGCCAGUGGAGAGUACAGGAGCGACUCUGUACCGCGGCUCUCUGUACUACCAGCGCCGCCGCAGCCGCACCCUGCUGAGGUACGACCUGGCAUCUGAGAGCAUCGCCGCCCGCCGAGACCUGCCCCACGCCGGCUUCCACGGCCAGUUCCCCUACUCCUGGGGCGGCUACACCGAUGUGGAUCUUGGGGUGGACGAGCAGGGCCUGUGGGCCGUCUACAGCACCAACAAGGCUAAAGGAGCCAUCGUGGUGUCCCAGCUGAACCCACACAACCUGGCGGUGAAGAGGAGCUGGGAGACCAGCAUCAGGAAGAACAGUGUGGCUAACGCUUUCGUCAUCUGUGGCCGUCUCUACACGGUUGCCAGCUACACUGCUCCUAACACCACCAUCAACUUUAUGUUCGACACAGCUACUGGCCAGGGGAAGCAGGUGGCGCUACCCUUCAGGAAUAAGUACCGCUACAACAGCAUGGUGGAUUAUAACCCUGCCCAAAGGAAGCUACACGCCUGGGACAACUUCCACAUUGUCUCCUACGACGUCAGGCUGGGUCACCAGUAGAGGAACUCACAACAAAAACCUUUCAAAAAGACUUUCUCUUGUCUUUAGAGCAGUUAGUGUGGUAGUCAGUGGUUAGAAUGCUAUUAUUUACCACCUUCGUCAAUGCGAAGGUUUAGUAGUUACCAAAACUGGCCACAGCAGUGAUUGAGAUGAAGCUUUUUCAAGCAAAUUGUGUUAUGAAUUAAACCCCCUGCAGGUAUGUUGUUUCAGUGGGAAGGCUUUUGCUGUGGCACAGUCCACAAACAUGUUUAUAGAGGAAUUAUUUUUCUACUGUUUGGUUGUCAGAGAUCGGCUUUUAUUGUGUUUUGAUGUAUAGUGUUGAAAGGGAGGUGAGGGGUCAAAGAAUAAAUAAUGAAGUUUACUCCUUGCAUACUGUAUCAUUGGUCAUCAUACAAACUGUAUUGUGUAUAAAACUCCUUCUGACCUGUGCAUUGUACACCACUAUUACAUUAUGUACAAAUUCAUACAAAGGUCAAAUAAAAGUU